Molecule: messenger RNA, 1625 nt
Organism: Oryza sativa Japonica Group (Japanese rice)
Lineage: Eukaryota; Viridiplantae; Streptophyta; Magnoliopsida; Poales; Poaceae
Product: protein WRKY1
Biological process (GO): regulation of DNA-templated transcription
Cellular component (GO): nucleus
Molecular function (GO): DNA-binding transcription factor activity; transcription cis-regulatory region binding
Source: RefSeq, a predicted model, not a curated record
CAUCAAAGUAAAAUUAACAGGGUGGUAGUGAAAGGAAAUGGAAAUAUAUAUACAUAAAGCCUAAAAGGAGAGAUGAAUGGAUGAUGGAGUAACUCUAGUAUAGCUGUAGGUGAGUGACACUAGUACUCAUCAUCAUCAUCAUCGGUUGUUGUUGAUGUAUGACAAGACUAGCUAUUACCUAUCUCUUGCUAGCUAUAUAUCGCACUAUCUAGCUUCGAUCGAUCGAUCGAUGGGGAUGUGGGGUGUGUUAGUUCCUUCGUCUUCUUUCCGUUGUGCUGGUAUAUAUUCAUAUAUGCAUGCAAGGGCAUGGCAUGGUGGCCACAAUAUACUCUAGUUAAGUCGUCGUCGUCGUCGUCUUCUUCUUCAAUACUAUAUACAUAUAAUCCCUGUCCGGCCGGCCUGAUUAAUCUCCUCUGGAAUUAAUAUGGAGAUCUCUUGCUAGCGAGAUAUAUAGCGUCGAUCGACCAUGUGUGACAGCUUGUUUUGGCAGUCGUCGGCCGACCAAGGGGACCUCUCGGAUGUGGUGAGGGCCAGCCUUCAGCUGCAGACGGCGCCUCGCCAUCAGGCUGCAUCGCCGCCGUAUGUGCACCUCUUAGGAGGAGGAGGAGGAGGAGGAGAAGACCAGCUUGCAGCAGUGAGCCAACACGCUGAGCAGCAGCAGCAGAGCAUGGUGGAUGCUUCUGCAGCUUGCGACCUUCUCCAUGCGCUGUUGCCACCACCACCAGUAGUGCAGGUGCAGCAGCAGGGAGCGUCGAGGACGAGGACGACGAUUGAGGAGGACACCACCGGCGACGGCGAGGAGUUAUUUGCUGGUGCUCAUUAUGUCGUUCCGCCCAUCAAGCGAAGGAAGAGCCAGACGAAGAAGGUGGUGUGCAUCCCGGCGGGGGCGAGUGGCGGCGGCGGCGGCGAGGUGGUGCCGUCGGACCUGUGGGCGUGGAGGAAGUACGGGCAGAAGCCCAUCAAGGGGUCGCCCUACCCUCGCGGGUACUACCGCUGCAGCAGCUCCAAAGGUUGCUCCGCCCGGAAGCAGGUGGAGCGCAGCCGCGCCGACCCCACAAUGCUCGUCGUCACCUACACCUCCGACCACAACCAUCCAUGGCCAACCCACCGCAACGCCCUCGCCGGCUCCACCCGCCCCUCCUCCUCCAACUCAUCCAACAUACGCCUCCAAGACAGUACUCCAGUUCAUCAUCAGAGUCAGACUGGCCACGAUCGUCUUACGACCACUCACCUCAAGCAGGAGGACGUGAUCAUCUCCCCCUCCCUGCUGCAGCCCGACCACCAUCAGCUGUGUACCAUUAUUGACACCAAGCACCACCUCUUGUUUCAUCAAGACUAUCCUCACAGCUUCGGCUUGUUCGACUAGCCACACUUUCUUGUAAGCUACUAGUAGCUAGCUAGCUACUUUACCAUCUAUAUAUAGCCUAAUGUAAGCUAGCGUACGUGCUUAAUUACUUGUUACAGAGCACGCCACAAUUGUUAGUUAAAAUGUUACUCCCUCCCGUCACAAAAGGAAUAUCGUUUAGAAUGCCUCCACAUUGCACAAUCAUGUGAUGAUUAAUCUUGGUGAUGAACAAUUAUCAAAGUAAAGUAUUUAUUUAAAAUACAGUGAAUAGUUUUUUUUA